This is a messenger RNA of Ahaetulla prasina, 8708 nucleotides long. RefSeq lists its product as uncharacterized. The transcript is spliced from 6 exons. The coding region runs from base 7401 to 8708 and encodes 435 amino acids. Lineage: Eukaryota; Metazoa; Chordata; Lepidosauria; Squamata; Colubridae. The record is from RefSeq and is a predicted model, not a curated record.
UUCGAUUCGCGCGCGCCGACGUCUUGCUUUCUGCUUUUUUUUUCUGCUUUCCUAGUGUUUUCGUAAUUGUGGCGUUUGUUUUCGAGAAAAUAAUUAGGAGACUCAUGGGCUUGACAAUAUAUUCCUUUAGUGGUGUUUCUCACUAAAUGUUUGUGUAGAUCUGCAGACCUUUUGCUAUUGCAGUCAUAGAAAUUUUUGACUGUAGGAAUAUAUUUUUACUCCAACUAUACCCCCCCCCGUAUUUGCAUAGAUUUUGUGCUGCCUAUCAAUGUAAUCUUAAUUUAUUUAAUAUUCGGCAGCAGAUCAGCUUUUGUACUCUAUUUUUUCAUGUUCAGCCAGAGGUUCUUUUAAGUUUUCCUUGCUUCUAUCUGUAAAAGUGGUACAAUUAUAUACAUUCCGGGACAUCAUACAGAUUUUUCAAUUGCAAAUUAAAGUGCCUGGUCUACUUACCUUUUUUUUUUACGGCUACCGCAAUUUGUACAAUUCGACUCCAUCAAAAACCUUGUGUAAUCAAUAAAAAGGGGUGGGGAAACUCCCUUGCCUUUUCCAUUGUCAACCAGAAAUUAGCAAUGUGAUCACAGAGCAUUAGCUAUCCUACACAAUUUUAUGUCAUCUGCAAAUUUGGCAACAUUCUCAAUUUCUCUUCACUCUUCAUCUAAGUAAUACAAAUAUUGAAGAAUACGGGAUCAGAGAAUCAACUUUGAUACACCUCAGUUUUCUUCCUUUUGGAGUAUGGCAUUUUUCUGUUCAACCAGACCUUUCCAGAUAAUAGACAGUACAACAUGGGUGUCAAACUCGAUCGUGCCACAUGACGGAUUGUGAUGUAUCGCAAUGUUUUUUGCCUUUGCGGAGCUGGGGUGGGUGUGGCCUGUGCAUGAUGCAUCCAGCCCACAGGCUGCCAGUUUGACAGGCCUGCUAGAGUUGCAACUCAUUUCAAGAUGCUGAUGCUUGCCCAUUCAGCCAGUCUUGGACUUAAAAAUAUCCAAAGUCAUGAUCUCUGAUACCAGCCUCUCCAUGUUUUAAGAUUAUCCAUGCAUAUACUUAAUAUGUUAUAUUACAUGAAAGAUUGUAAUAUUGUAAGUAGUAGCAACCUAAUUGUGAAACACUCUCACCACAAACAUGUGAUUGGCUAUGGCAUAGUUUUUUUCAUUUGAUGAUUAAACCUUUUGUUGAUGCUUAGGUAUUUAAUAUUUUAAAAUUAUUGUAUUGAAUUAGAUUGUUUCAUGUAAUAUUUCAUUACAUUAUUGUUAUAUUUGUGUUCUUAUAUCUUUAAAUUUGACCCAAUUUCAGAAGCUGAAGAGCGAUAAUAAAAAUAUUUGAAAGAUCAAAGUUAAUAAAUAUAGUUAUUUUGAUAAGCUACACUAUAGUAUCAUUGUCUGCUUAAAGACUUUCAUUUUAGGGAAGUAGUAACACAGAAGCAAGACUUUUACUACGUUAACUGUGCCAAAAAUUAACUCUGCCAAAAUCUGUCCUCCAAAUCACAGAGAGUAACAAAUCACAUGUUUUAAGUAAGGUACAAUAAUACUCUAUAAAUGAUCUGAUAAACGGAUUGCUAAGCAGAGAGAAUACAGCUUUGCAUCACCCUCACUCGGAGCCUUUACAGAUAUAUACUGGCACAGCUACUGAAAACAAGUCUACCAAGGGUUGUUGGGGAGAUGGGUGAUGCAGUAUUAUCCUGAUUAAAAAAAGGUAGUCUUGGCAGUGGUUUGCUCGCUGAGCUUGCCAUUUAGCUCCCAUUAAUUAAAAAUGUCAAAAUAAAUCACAGAUAAUGGUCUGUGCAAUAUUCACAUCUAUUAACAUUGACUUGGCCAAACAAACCAUCUAUAUGGUGACACAUACAGGGGUGUCAAACUCGCGGCCCAUGGGCUGCAUGCCUCACAUGCUGGGUCUGCCCGCCCUCACUCAGUUUAGUGAAGGGGGGGGGGAAAGUCCCGAUAUGUCAUGUAAUGCUGCCAUGACGCCACAAAUUUGACACCCCUGAUCUUUAUGAUCUACUCACAAUAAAUCAAAACAAUAAUGAAAACACACCUAAAGAACACUCCAUGCCCAUUGAUGCUAUUGUGAAGCUGUUGGAGUUUGCUUCAUAGCACAUUUCAAAUUCAAGGGCAAAAAUCUACCAACAACUACAGGGCACACCUAUGGGAUCACCAAUAUCCUGCCUGAUAGCAGAAACAGUAAUGCAAAAACUUGAACACACAGACCUGCCAACCGUCCAAACAAAACUUUGGGUAUGUUUGGUGGAUGACACUUUUUUCAUCUUCAAACACUCUAGACUAGAAGAGACACAGCAUCUACUCAAUAAAUUAUUCACUGGGAUCACAAGGGGAAGAAAAUGACAAACGACUCCCCUUCCUAGAUAUUGACAUAGGGAGACAAGAUAAUGGCAAAUUAACAACACGUUUAUCCUGAAAAUCCAUGCAUACAAACCAAAUUCUGAAUUUAACAAAGCAACCAUCCUACUGCACACAAGAGAGGCAGUAUCCAGACCCUCUUCAAAAGAGCCAAAACACACUGCAGCACCAAGUCAUUAGGAAAAUGUUAUGUCUGUAGGCUCUGACAAAGUCCUCGCGGUUACGACCUGAUUAAGCCUUGACAACAGCCCUGAUUGGUUUAGAUGCGCCGGGAUGAAAAGCGGGAGUUUUAGAGCCCUGUCAUUGGAGGAGCUUCUGAGGCAGCAAGUAUUUAAGAGCUGUCAAAGGAGUCUUCGGUUGUUACUGUUCCUCACGAUUAUUAUGUUAGCCUCGGCAGAGUUAAAUAAAAGGGUUGUGUUCAUUACAACCUCUGUGUGGACUCCCUCUGUACCCACUAACGACAGAUAUAAUAGAAAAGCAGAAGAGAAACACCUUUUCGAUGUUUUCCUCCUCAAUGGCUAUCCAAAAAACUUCCUAAUAUGAUGCUUGACAGCCAAACCUCAACAAAAUACACAGCCAACCGCAACAUAGAAACAAGUCCUGCCAUACAUCACAGGAACAUCAGAAAUGGCUGCCAGAAUACUGCAACCCCUAGGAAUAAUGAUAGCUCACAAACCCACAUUUACACUCAGACAAGAGCUAUCUAAGGUCAAAGACAAGAGACAGAAGGAAGACAAUGGCAACGUAGUAUAUAAAAUCAAUUGCAACACUUGUAACCAUUUCUGUGUCAGACAAACAGGAAGAGAAUUGAAAACAAGAAUUCAUGAACAUCGACUAGCAGUCAAAAGGCACAUCCAAAAAUCCCUGAUCUUGAGCCUCAUUGAAAAGAGGCAACACCAGUUUGAUUGGGAAGGAACAAAAAUCGUCAACCAUGCCGACACUCACCGCACAUGUAAAUCAGUUUCAAAUUUUUUUACUGUGGUGUGUGGGUGUGGCUUGGUGGGUGUGUCAUGGCUUGGUGGGUGUGGCUUGGUGAGCAUGGCAGGGGAAGGAUACUGUAAAAUCUCCAUUCCCACCUCACUCCAGGUGAAGGUUACUGCAAAAUCCCCAUUUCAGCUGGGACUUGGGAGGCAGAGAAUAGAUGGGGGCGGGGCCAGUCAGAAUGUUUACUACCGGUUCUCUGAAUUACUCAAAAUUUCUGCUACUGGUUCCCCAGAACUGGUCAGAACCUGCUGAAACCCACCUCUGAUAUAAAUUUAUUGAAGACUGGUAUUCUACAAAGGGGCAAUUAACAAGCAUAUUUAUUUAGAUCCAGCAUAUGAACACUUAAGAAACUGGGCCAUUCGAACGACCAGUCAACAACGGAGCUAAUCAGCUCCUCAGAAUUUAAGUACAGCAUCAAACAAACGGCCAAUCACAUGACCAACUGAUCACACUGGCACACAAGACAUAAAUAAGCGAAAGAGGAAUAGAACAAGACACUUCUACCAAAGUCCCACUGAUGAUGUAACCUAGCCUUUCUGAAGCUAAAUGGCAAGCUUGGAAUCUGCCAAAAUCAAAAACUCAAGCUACAAAUACUUUCUAUAAUUUCAAAGCUACAGUCUCUUUAAAGUGCUGAAGAGAAAAACCGAAAACAGGAAGAGAAACGUCAAGAAGGAUGACUACAAAUAUCAUAGCAUGUGAUCCAGAUGAUCUGUCUCCAGCUAAAAGUUUUGAAAUAACUGCUGAUCAUGUGCUAGAAUCUAAGAUCUUAUUUGAGGAAAUAAAUAGUAACUACUCAAAUAGACUGAGUUUGCUGAUUUACUUCGGAAUGAUCUGAUUUCAGCAGUAUUGGAAAGGUGAGUCAAGUUAUUUCCUGCUCAGCUGCAGUGAAACCAAUGUCAAAGCUUUGUUUUGCAUUUCUUCACUUGCAAAACAAGAAGCACAACUCUUGACUUCUGAACUUUGCAACUCCUUCCAGGAGUCCAAGCAACAAAAAAAUUGAACUCAUUUUGUGAGUUUUCCCAUUCUCUUCAGCAGAGUGUAAACUUGCUUGCAAAGUGCAAUCUAUUCUUUUUCCUUUUUGAAUAGACUGUAAUGAAUGAAUUGUUGUCAUUUCAGGAUAUGUACAGCAGUUUAGGGUGGAUCAAAAUUGUUCUCUCUUUGUUCUCUCAUUUCAAGUGCAAACUAACUUCAAACACGUUUAGGCAGAGGAUAAGUACUUAUAAUUUUAAAGAAAAACAUUUCAGGAACAUUUUUUAAAUCUAAAUUAACCAGAAAAAUGAAAAAUUAAGUCCACAGCAGCAGGGACCUUAAUUACAACCUAAAGAACAUAACAUCUUUAUGUAUAAGUGCACAAAUGGGGGUCCCCAAAUUUCAUUUACUCUUGAAACUCUUUCCAAAAUCUACCACUGAUCUGUAGUUUUUUUAAUGUGUCAGUGUGUUGGAAGAAAUAUCCAUCUGGGUUCAGUUCCAAGUGGGGACAAAGACACUGGAAACAUGGAGACUGUUUGGAAAGAUGGUUUAAUGGUGAUCAGGAUCACAUGGCUUGAGUUCCUGAACAGAAAAGGGAUGAGAUCCUGUGUGCUCCCUGGUUUUAUGCUUUUUCUGAGCUUUGAACUUUCUGGGGCACAGGAAGAGUAUCCUGAUUGGCUGUCAGACUCCCAGGGGGUGGGGGUCGUAGCUAGCAAUGUAGGUUGUCCCUCAAGCUUGCCUGAGCCUUGCCAUGUGGUGAGUUUCUGUUCUAUUAUGAUGCAGAUGAUGAUGGCCCAUUAACAAAGGUGGGGAGAAUGAGUUUCUAUCUCUGACCUAUUGACAAAGGUGGGGGGGAAUGAGUGAGCUUGGCUGAGGCUUUAAUGGCCCAUUGACAAAGGUGGGGGGUGGCAGGAAGUUGCUUUGACUUUAAAACAUGUUUCUCCAUUUCUCAUCCAGGGAAAUAUAUUCUGCCUUUUUAAAUAUUUUCUAAAAUAUUUCAUUCUUCUAGGAGUGGGGUGGGUGCUAAAUUCCUACAAGUGUAAAAGGUAAGGUUCUACAUUUAGGCAAGAAAAACCAAAUGCAUAGGUAGAGAAUAGGUAGUACCUGGCUCAAUAGUAGUAUAAUAAUAAUAAUAGUAAUUUUGAGAGUAAUCUUAGAAUUUUAGUGGACAAUCACUUAAAUAUGAGCCAACAGUGUGCUGCAGCUGCCAAAAAAGCCAACACUGUCCUAGGCUGUAUUAACAGAGGGAUAGAAUCAAGAUCACACGAAGUGUUAAUAUCAUUCUAUAUUCUAUAAUGCCUUGGUAAGGCCACACUUGGAAUACUGCAUUCAGUUUUGGUCACCAUGAUAUAAAAAAGAUAUUGAGACUCUAGAAAGAGUGCAGAGAAGAGCACCAAAGAUUAUUAGGGGACUGGAGGCUAAAACAUGUGAAGAACAAUUGCUGGAAUUGGGUAUGUCUAGUUUAAUGAAAAGAAGUAUUACAGAUGACUUGAUAGCAGUGUUCCAAUAUCUAAGGGGUUGCCAUAAAGAAGAGAGGGGGUCAACCUAUAUUCCACAGUACCUGAAGGCAGGACAAGAAGCAAUGGGUGGAAACUAAUCAAGGAGAGAAGCAACUUGGAACUAAGGAGAACUUUCCGGACAAUUAGAACAGUUAAUCAGUGGAACAAUUUGCCUCCAGAAGUUGUGGAUGCUCCAACACUGGAAAUUUUUAAGAAGAGAUUGGACAAUCAUUUGUUUGAAAUGGUAUAGGGUUUCUUACCUGAGCAGGAGGUUGGACUAGAAGACCUCCACCUUCCAACUCUGUUAUUCGGUUAGUCAUCAUAAUUAGAUUUAAAUUAUAUCAGCUUAUUUUUUGUUUUAUUCAAGCCAUUCAGGACAAACUUUUAUUCAAGUUUAUCCAUCCCUUGUUUGUGUCUCGGAGUAAGACAAGUCCUAAACCUAAACAAAGUUUACAAUACAGUGACAUUACCUAAUCUGUAAAAGCAAUCUAAGGCCAGGUUUAGUGGUCUGAGGCAGGAAGAGGAAGAGGAAUGGUGUGUGCAUGUCUGCAUGCAUAAUCAACUAGAUAGGAAAUUUAUAUUUCCUAGGUUAUGGCUCUACUAAUAUUGACUACUAAUAUUGACAUACCAAAAGGAAAUAUAAACUUUCCUGUAAAGCUCUUCAGAACAAAUAUGCAAAAUUAUUUUUAAGGGAAUCUAGAAGCUUAGAAUUUGGAACUUCAGUAACUAAAAAGGAUUGGGAAUGGGUACAGUACUUCUUGGAUGGGAAAUCAUUAAGAAAUUUCAGGGCUACAGCCUAAAAGGGUAGCUGAAAAUACAAACUGCUGUUGUUAAGUAGCUAACUCUGAUCUUUCCAUAUAUGUGGGCAGGAUAUGCUGCACAUGAGUCACAGUAAAUCUCAGCUUUUUCUCAACCUUGGCAACUUCCCUGCUAGGGAAUUCUGGGAUUUGAAGUCCACAUAUCUUAAAGCUGCCAAGGCUGAGAAACACUGGGUUUUAUUACAGGCAACAAUAAAGUCAUAUACACAGAAGCAUUUUGCUUUCUCCAGCAAAUUCACAUAUCAACUUGAUUUGCAACUGAGAUGAGAUUGAUAUGCAGAAGAGUUCUCAAAUGUAAUAGUUUUCUCUGGUCUGAAGACUGCUGGUAUAAUAGCAGUAUUGUAUCUCCUUUUUUCAGCAUUUAAUCAGAAGGCAGUUAACUCUAAUUUCUAAUGGAAGACACUUUUUCUAAAGUUACACAGGAAGUAAAUCAUAUCUGCCCUCUGCUGGGGAGCUAAUUUGUAGAAACUAAUUGAACAGAGGCUAUAUCUGUAAUGUAUCUUUAAAAGUUGUGGAGGGAAAACUGAGCGGGAAAAAGCACGUUGCUGAUUGGAUGAAGCCUCUGGCUAAACUGUAUAUAAAGAGAGGGUUUUCCCAGCCCGAGCUGCUGGGUUCACCAUAUAGUAAAGAGCUGUUGUCACUAUCCUGGUCUCCUGCCUCGUUAUUGCCCGAAUCUAACACUGGCGACGAAGGUGGGAUCUCGAGGCUAAGAGCGCCAGGAAAAAAGCUGAAGUCACCAGGAAGACGCGAACCCAGCAAACAAGGGGCGGAAAGCAGCGAUGUCCAGCUACACACCGCCAGCGCCAUUCGACCCAGCUAAGGAAAAAUGGGGGUCAUACAUGGCUCGUUUCGAGUGUUUCCUCGAGGCGAACGAACUUCAAGGAGUCUCAGACAACAGGAAGCGAGCGUAUUUCCUGAGCCACUGCGGUCCAGAGGUUUUCGACACCGCAGAAUCGUUGGCGGAGCCAACGCCAGUACAAUCGGUGCCGUGGCAGACUCUACAGACCAUAUUGAAAGCCCAUUAUGCACCAACGCCGUCCAAGUAUGUGCAACGGUACGAAUUCAGGGAGCGUAGGCAGCAAGAGGGCGAGUCCAUCAGCGUAUACAUGGCAGCCCUGCGGAAAGCCACGAACCAUUGCGAGUUCCGAGACUUGGAAGAGGCAUUGCUGGAGCAACUCAUUCGUGGGGUCAGGGACAUCCGUUUGCGACGGCGGCUGCUGUCCAAAAGCAACUUGACGCUGGCAAACGCCUUGGAUGAAGCCAGGGCUAAUGAGAUGUCUACCCAAGCGGCGGAAACCCUACAAAAGCAGGUCGCACCAACGGCUGGUGCGAAAUCAACCCCGGUCCACAAUGAAGAGGUCCAGGCCGAGUCGGACGGUGAGGAGGAGGAAGGAGUCUUCCACACCGGGAGGCCGGAGAAAGAAGACCGGGGUGACUGCGCGAGUUGUGGAGGGCAACACCAACGACAACAAUGCAAAUUUAAGGAUGCGACUUGUCGGCGGUGCGAAAGGAAGGGGCACAUAGCACAGGUCUGUCGAGCACCCCAACCUUCCCGCCAAAAAUUCAAACUGACCAACCAGAGCGCGGGAACGGCGAAGCGGCCCGUGAUUGGUCAAUUCAAAAAAGGCGCGAAGUUGAAUCAGACUGUCGUGAGAGUGGGUCACGCAGCAACACGCCUAGAGAAGAAAAUCUUUACGAAAACAAAGAUUGAGGGGGUGCCGUGCCGAUUGGAGGUGGACACCGGCUCAGCGAUCACGAUCAUGUCCUGGGACACUCUCGUGAAAGCCUUACCCGCCAUCGCAAAGCGCAAGCUGAAACCACAGAACUUAAAGGUACAAGACUACCAAGGGAAUCGCAUCCCUGUUCGAGGGGUAACGUCCGUCCACGUCGAGUAUGGACAAUACAAGAAAACUCUGCCCAUCACCAUAGUCGAUGGGACCCUGCCAAGCUUGUUGGGACUGGACUGGUUCCGAGCAUUGGGCAUGGGAGUGACUGGAAUCUUCAGAAACGAAGCUGACCAUCCUGAUAGUUCCUGCAGUCUGGAAAGCUCAAAGGUGCUGCAUCCUAAGCCAUUUACUUUCAGGUGA